Messenger RNA from Drosophila elegans, 1776 nucleotides. It is a transcript of the gene Ntan1, whose product is annotated as protein N-terminal asparagine amidohydrolase. Bases 244 to 1176 code for a protein of 310 amino acids. The transcript is spliced from 6 exons. NCBI's taxonomy places the organism in Eukaryota, Metazoa, Arthropoda, Insecta, Diptera, Drosophilidae. The record is from RefSeq and is a predicted model, not a curated record. Gene Ontology annotation, biological process: ubiquitin-dependent protein catabolic process. Gene Ontology annotation, molecular function: protein-N-terminal asparagine amidohydrolase activity. Gene Ontology annotation, cellular component: nucleus.
UCCACUAAACGCAAGAAAUAAACAACAUAUUGCUGCUAGCAAGUAAAAAUUAGCUAAAAACCAAUAAAUUAUGAGCUUAAACAGAAAAUUGUGAAGAUAUACGAAACGAGUGAAAAUCGCGGAACCAUUUGGUGCUAUGUAAAAUUGCCUGCUACUCGUCUUGCCCGAGACAAGCCGCCGCAGUAAUUUAAAGCGAGGAGACCCCUGCAAGAGGGUUUAGGAAGGACAUAACAGACAGCCAGGAUGGUGCUCGUGCUGAACGGUGUGCUGCAGGACGACUGCCCCAUGGACACCAACAGCCUGUUCCUGCAGCAUCCCGUCUACAGAGACUACGCCCAGCAGCUGCACUCCAUUCAGGCCAAGUCGGUGGGUCCGGUGGGGCUGCUCUACGUGGGACAGCGGGAGCUGGCCGCCUCCGCUCCGCACGACAAGCACGUCAACAUCAUCGGCGCCGACGAUGCCACCACCUGUAUUAUCGUCGUGGUCCGCCAUUCGGGAUCUGGAGCCGUGGCUCUGGCCCACUUCGAUGGCAGCGGCGUGGACGAGGCUGUGUGCACCAUGGUGUCGCGGGUCCAGGAGCUGGCCGUCGGCUACCCGGAGGGUCGGAUCGAGUUGCAGUUGAUUGGUGGCUACCGCGAUGCCAAGGGCUACGGCGAGGACGUCUUCUUCAGCAUCAUGCAAUCAUUCCACAAUCACCUUCUUGAGAUCGAUCUGACGCAGGCAUGCGUGGGCGAACUGAAUACCAUGAUGCGCGGCGAGAUCAGCUGCCCGAUAAUCUACGGCGUGGGAGUCAACAUCAAGACUGGUGAGAUCUUUCCGGCCUCUUUUCCGGACCGAGGACCCGAUCGGGAGUUGCGCGACGCUCGCAUUUUCAUGGGAGCGCAAUCGGUCCUGGAUGUAUACGACUCAUCGCUGGGUAUGCUGCGCAUUGGACCCUUCAACUACGAUCCAUUGCGCGGCGCCGAUCUGUGGCUGUCCCAGACGGAUGAGUUUCUGCUGCAGCACCUGUCCUCCAGUCCCGACGUGGAGCCACCUCACUUUGCUCCUCAGACGCGUGCCACCAUAAGGUUUAUACAGGAGAACCAGUUCCCCGCCGUCACCGUUUUCAGGGACAAUCGGCCGCGCUACUUUCGACGGGACGAUGGCACGGGCUGCUGGGUGCUGGUUAGAUAUUAAAGAUUACUUUAGUGUUUAGUUGUUACGCAAUUCGAAACUGUCGCAGAUUUGUUAAGUGUCUGGUGCAUGCGUUAAAUGUCGCUCUUCACCGCAAAUGCUUCUGCUUGCCUUUGUUUGAGUUUUAAUCGUUGAGUUGAGUUGAGUUGAGUUGAGUUGAGUUGAGUUGAGUGUAUUCGGUUGUAAUUGCCGUUGAUAUUCCGAUAAACCUGUAUCUGCUGUAAUUAUCGCCUGACUAGCAAUUGCAAUUGAUGAAUGCGACAUAAUCUCUUUUUAAUUAGAUACAAGAUUGAGUUCCGACGCUGGAGACGGAUGCUUGGGACGAGCCUUAGAAAUGGAUCUGAACUGGAAACGUGAAAGCGAUAAAUAAUGAUCAAUAAUUAUUACAAUUGUAUGUGCACAUAUGCAUGUAAAUAUUUAUGUAUGUGACCCCAUAAAAGAACCUAUUACUAUUUAAAAGAGAUUCUUAGCUAAAUAUAUAUGCGCAUACCCCGUGUAAACGAAACGAAUCAAUUUCGAAUGCAAUCAUUUUAGCUAUAUCCAUAACUUGUAAUCGAAACUGUAAGAAAAUAUAUAAAAAUGGCUUGGCUAUACAUACACACA